This is a messenger RNA of Thamnophis elegans (Western terrestrial garter snake), 2442 nucleotides long. RefSeq names its product vomeronasal type-2 receptor 26-like. The record is from RefSeq and is a predicted model, not a curated record. The coding region runs from base 1 to 2442 and encodes 813 amino acids. The transcript has 6 exons. Gene Ontology annotation, cellular component: membrane. Gene Ontology annotation, molecular function: G protein-coupled receptor activity. Gene Ontology annotation, biological process: G protein-coupled receptor signaling pathway. Lineage: Eukaryota; Metazoa; Chordata; Lepidosauria; Squamata; Natricidae.
AUGUACUAUCAGCCAGGUGAUCUUACCGUGGGUGGCAUUGUCACAUUAGCUGCUUUCCUACAUGCUACUAUAGAGUUCACCAAAGUCCCACCACCACCAUUGCCUGAAGAGCUUGUAUUAGUUCCUAAACAUUACCAAAAUAUUGUGGCCCAGGCAUUUGCCAUCGAGGAAAUCAAUAAAAACUCAGAGACAUUAUCCAAUGUCACCCUUGGCUUCAACAUCUAUGACAGUUAUACCAAUGCACAGAAAACAUACCAUUCAACAAUGUUACUGAUUUACAACAGGAAAAACCCUUUUCUCAAUUACAUCUGUGGUAUCCAGAAUCAUCUGACCUCAGUGAUUGGUGGACUAGACUCCAAAACUUCCAUUGUCAUUGCAAAUCUCUUGGAUAUCUAUAAGAUCCCACAGCUCACCUAUGGCUCUAGCCCCAUCAUGAAUUAUAAAACACCAGGCCUUUUUUUCUUCCAGAUGAGCCCCCUGGAAAGACUUCAAUAUCAAGGGAUUCUGUCUUUGCUUCUCCAUUUCAGGUGGACAUGGAUUGGCAUAGUUGUAACAGCCAAUGAUAAUGGAGAUAGGGUUAUAGAAAAGAUUGUUCCAUUAUUGUACCAAAACAACAUCUGUGUUUCAUAUAUAGAGAAAAUUAGUGAAUUAACAACUCCUAAUGAAAUUUAUGACUUGUUCAAUGAAGGGGCAGAAACACGUGAUAAAAUUAUGGAUAGCAAUGCUAAUGUUGUGAUAUUUUAUGGAGAAUCUGAUACUAUGGUAAGGCUGAGAUGGCUAUCAUAUUUAUCACGAAAAAACAUGCCAGAUACUGUCAAAGGUAAAGUGUGGAUAUUAACAGCACAAAUGGAGCUGAACUCACAUGUAUAUCAGAGAAAUUGGGAUACUGACAUAAUGAAUGGUGCUCUGUCUUUCACAAUUCAUGCCAAUGAUCCACCUGGAUUCCAGUCAUUUACUGAAAGUAGAAAUCCUUCCAUGAGAGAAGAUGGAUUUAUCAAGGAUUUUUGGGGACAAUCCUUUGCUUGUGCAUUUAAAACUUCAAAUGUAGAUGAGGUAGCUGGUGAUAUUUGCACAGGAGAAGAGAAACUGGAAGAUCUUCCCAUAACUUUUUUUGAAAAGAGAAUGACUGGUCACAGCUACAGUAUUUAUAAUUCUGUCUAUGCAGUAGCACAUGCAUUGCGUGCCCUGAUUUCAUCCAGAUCUGCUCAAUGGUCAGUGGCAAAUAAUGGGAGGUUGAAGCUUCAAAAUCAAGAUUCAUGGCAGCUGCACUCCUUUUUAAAAGGUCUGUCAUUUAAUAACAGUGCUGGAGAUCUGGUUUCCAUUGACUACAAUGGAGAAUUACUAGCUGGAUACGAUAUACUGAAUUGGAUUGUUUAUUCUAAUGACUCCUUCCAUAGAGUUAAAGUUGGGAGGUCCCAGCCUGUUUCUAUAUGCACUGGGAAUUGCCAACCUGGUUCCAGCAAGAAAAUAAAGGAAGGGCAGCCCUUUUGUUGCUAUGACUGCAUUCCAUGCCCAGAUGGGAAGGUUUCAGAAAAGGAGGAUACAAAUGAUUGUUACUUGUGUCCAGAAGGAAACUAUCCAAGCAACAAUCAGGAUUCCUGUAUUCCUAAAACUUUGACAUUUCUGUCUUACGAGGAGCCUUUGGGAAUCAGUUUAGUUUUCUUUGUUCUUUUGUUUUCUUUGCUCUCAGUGAUGGUCUUUGUAAUAUUGGUGAAGAACCACAACACACCUAUCAUCAUUGCCAAUAACCGAGACCUCACCUACAUUCUCCUCCUCUCCCUCCUGCUCUGCUUCCUUUCUGCAUUCCUAUUCAUUGGUCAUCCAGAGAAGAUGGUAUGUCUCCUGCAACAACAGACUUUUGGGGUUGUCUUUGCAGUGGCGGUUUCUUCAGUAUUAGCAAAAACCAUCACAGUGAUUCUAGCUUUCCAGGCCACUAAGCCAGGAUCCAGGAUGAGAAUGUUUGUGGGAAAGAGACUGUCCAACUCCAUUGUCAUUUCCUGUUCUCUUAUUCAAACAGGUAUUUGCAUAGCAUGGCUAACAACUUCUCCUCCAUUCCCAGACCAAGAUAUGGAUUCAGUAGUUGAAGAAAUUAUUGUGCAGUGCAACCAAGGCUCUGUGACUAUGUUCUACAGUGUCCUAAGCUAUUUGGGCUUCUUGGCUGUUAUUAGUUUCAUAGUUGCCUUCAUGGCCAGGAAAUUACCUGAUACUUUCAAUGAAGCCAAGUUCAUCACUUUCAGCAUGUUGGUCUUUUGCAGUGUCUGGAUAUCCUUUGUCCCAACCUAUUUGAGCACUAAAGGAAAAUACAUAGUAGCAGUGGAGAUAUUUUCCAUCCUGGUCUCUAGUGCUGGUUUGCUGGGCUGCAUCUUUCUUCCCAAAUGUUAUAUAAUUGUUUUAAGGCCUGACUUGAAUACCAAACAACACCUAAUGGGGAGGAAAAAAUGA